This is a messenger RNA of Gavia stellata (red-throated loon), 2040 nucleotides long. RefSeq names its product ephrin type-A receptor 2-like. The record is from RefSeq and is a predicted model, not a curated record. The coding region runs from base 1 to 2040 and encodes 679 amino acids. Gene Ontology annotation, cellular component: neuron projection; membrane. Gene Ontology annotation, molecular function: transmembrane-ephrin receptor activity; protein binding; ATP binding. Gene Ontology annotation, biological process: cell surface receptor protein tyrosine kinase signaling pathway; axon guidance; protein phosphorylation. The transcript has 10 exons. NCBI's taxonomy places the organism in Eukaryota, Metazoa, Chordata, Aves, Gaviiformes, Gaviidae.
AUGGCGAUGAUGGUGAUGAUGGCGAUGGCAACAGCAGUGCCGAUGCAGACAGGGACGGUGACAGCAGUGGUGCCGGGGCUGCAGAUGGUCGUGGGGAUGGUGGUGCCGAUGGCAAUGGGGCUGCAGCCGGCGGUGGGGCCGGCAGUGGGGCCGGCAGUGGGGCCGGCGAUGCAGACGCGGACAGGGGAGGUGAUGGUGGUGCGGGGGCUGCAGAUGAUGGUGGCGGUGGAGGUGGUGGCGGUGCUGAUGAUGGCAAUGGAGCUGGUGGCGGCGGUGCUGAUGGUGAUGGCAGUGGCAGAGGGGGUGCAGAUGGUGAUGGCACCGGGGGUGCCAACGGCGCCGGUGGCCCUGGGCGUGGGUGCACCCUUAGUGGUCCUGCUGGACUUCGCCAAGGCGCAGGGAGAGCUGGGCUGGCUCACCCAGCCCUAUGGCAAAGGGUGGGACCUGCUGCAGAACGUGCUGAACGACUCCUUGAUCUACAUCUACUCGGUGUGCAACGUGCUGGAGGGCGAGCAGGAGAACUGGCUACGCACCAACUGGAUCUACCGCGGGGUGGCCCAACGCAUCUUCAUCGAGCUCCAAUUCACCGUCCGCGACUGCAACAGCUUCCCCACCGCCGGCGGCGGCUCCUGCAAGGAGACCUUCAACCUCUACUACGCCGAAUCCGACGUGGAUUACGGCACCAACUUCCAGAAGAGACAAUUCAAGAAGAUCGACACCAUCGCUCCGGAUGAAAUCACCGUUCAGGAUGAUUUUGCUUCCCGGAUCGUUAAACUCAACGUCGAGGUGCGAUCGGUGGGACCUCUCCGUCGGAAAGGUUUCUACUUGGCUUUCCAGGAUUUGGGAGCUUGCGUGGCAUUGCUUUCCGUUCGGAUUUAUUACAAGAGGUGCCCGGCUGUUUUACGGGGAAUGGCUCGCUUCCCCGAAACGGUGGCCGGCGUCGACUCGCAGACCUUGGCCGAGGUGCGGGGGACGUGCGUGGAGGAGGCGGUGGCCGACCAAGCUCCGGCGCUGCACUGCAACGCCGACGGCGAGUGGUUGGUGCCCAUCGGGGAGUGCCUGUGCCGGGCCGGCUACGAGAAAGUGGGAGAGAGAUGCCAAGCUUGUCCCCCCGGCUCCUUCAAGGCCACCGUGUCCCUGAGCAGCUGCCAGCCCUGCCCGCCCCACACCCUACCCUCCCCUGCCGCCGCCGCUGCCUGCCCCUGCCAGGAUGGCUUCUUCCGCGCCCCCGCCGACCCCCCCGCCGACCCCUGCACCCGUCCCCCCUCGCCCCCUCAGGGUGUCACGGCCGUGGGGCUGGGGGCCACGGUGCAGCUACGUUGGUCCCCCCCCGCCGACCCGGGUGGCCGUGGGGAUGUCACCUACAGCGUCACCUGCGAGCAGUGCUGGCCGGAGAGCGGGGAGUGCCGUCCCUGCGAUGGGGGGAUCCGCUAUUCGCAGCCCCCCCGGGGGUUGACGGGAACGGGGGUGACGGUCACCGACCUGGAGCCACAUGUCAACUACACCUUCACCGUCGAAGCCCGGAACGGAGUGUCGUCCUACAGCCACCACCGCAGCGUGGCCACCGCCACCAUCAGCGUCAACCAGACAGAGCCCCCCCGGGUGACAUCGGUGAGCCUGGAUGGACGGACGGCCACCAGCUUGGUCCUCUCCUGGACGGUGCCACCACGGCAGCAGAGUCGGGUCUGGAAGUACGAGGUCACCUACAGCAAGAAGGUGGACGAGAACAGCUACUCGGUGCUGCGCUGCAAGGGCACCUCCGUCACCCUCCCCAAGCUGUCCCCUGCCACCGCCUACGUGGUGCGGGUCCAGGCGCUCACCCCGGACGGCCACGGCCCCUACAGCCCCCAGCACGAGUUCGAGACCCUGCCCGAAGGCGCCGAGGCCAUGGCAUCCACCGCCGUCAUCAGUGGCUCCGUCGCUGGUGUCUUCUUCGUCCUCCUCCUCUUGGCUGCUCUCCUCUACGUCCUCCGGCGGAGGAAGAGGUCACGGCCACGCCAGUCCACCGAGGACGUCUACUUCUCCAAACUCUAUGCAUAG